AUGCGCUCGUUUCCGGUACGACAGGCUGCUGACAGCUGGCUAGGCCUGAAAUAUCAGACCCAAAAGAAAUCAAAGUGGGAGGCAUCACCCUCAAAAGAAGAAGUUCUUGUUCUCAAUGUUGAAAACUGCGACUAUGCCUUCAGAACUCUCUCCUUGGCAGCUCAAGAAGGCAUAACAUUCCCUGACACUACGCUCAACCGGCUAGUGGUGGUUAAGCACAAAGAUGGACUCCUUCUCUGCGGCGGCAGAAUCCAGGCCUUCAGAGAAGACAAAUCGUUUGUGCCCAUUCUCCCUCAAGAUGCAUGGAUUUCUACACUGCUUGCGCGAGAGGCACACAAUGUCAAUCAUGAGAGUAUAGCAGGAACACUGUUGAGGAUGAGGAGAAAAGCCUGGGUGGUUAAGGGAAGAAGGAUAGCCAAAAAAGCAGUGGACAGUUGUGUCAUCUGCAGGAAAGCGAGAGGAGAGAGAUGCCAGCAAAUAAUGAGCGACCUGCCGCCUGAGCGGACCGCACCAGCAGCUCCAUAUCAGUUCACUGCCGUGGACCUAUUUGGGCCAUAUGAAGUGAAAGAUGAGGUAAAGAAGAGAGCGAGGCUGAAAGUGUGGGGUAUCGUGUUCAGUUGCAUGGCAUCCAGAGCCAUUCAUGCUGAUAUUGUCAGUGAUAUGUCUGCAGAAGGAUUUCUGCUGGCCUAUCAGAGAUUUACGUCGCUGAGGGGACACCCCAGCAAGGUAUGGUCUGACCCAGGCACCAACUUUGUCGGGGCCAAACCUGCUCUUGAAGACCUGUAUCGGUUCCUGGAGCACCUGGAAAGAUCAGGAGUGAAGGAAAAGGCGGCCAAGCAUGGCACAAAGUGGUCCUGGAAGAUCCAUCCAGCUGACUCGCCUCAUAGAAAUGGAGCAGCUGAGGCAGCAGUGCGAACUGUAAAGAGAGCCCUCCAGAAUGUAGGUGGCAAUGGAGUCUUCACAUGGGGAGAAUUCCAGACUUUUGUAUAUAUGGCAGCCAAUCUCGCUAACGAGAGGCCUGUAGAUGCGAGAGCACAAAUCCAGGAGGAUUGUGUGGAGUAUAUCACUCCAAACUCUCUCCUGCUGGGGCGAGCGAGUUUGAGAGGAGACCCAGGAGACUUCCAGUUCGAGGGUUACCCCUACAAAAGGCUGAGAGUGAUCCAGUCAGAGGUGAAUAAAUUCUGGAAGAAGUGGUGUCAAUUGGCAGGCCCGAACCUCUUCGUCAGAAGCAAAUGGCACACGAAGGAGAGGAAUGUUGCAGUAGGAGACGUUGUUUGGCUUGCAGAUCAGAAUGCCUUAAGAGGUCAAUUCAAACUAGGCAGAGUGAUCAGUGUGUGUCCUGACAAGAAAGGAGUUGUGCGAGACGUCAGAGUCAGGACGUUUCCCAGCUAUCCGGUCAUGAUCAAGAAGCCAUCCCAUGAAGAACAUAGCAGGAGUACGCCAGCAACGAAGAAGCUUUCCAAUAAAAUCCCUGCAACAAUCCUACACAGAGACGUUAGGCGUCUUGUUGUGUUGAUUCCAGUGGAGGAGCAAUGAAGAGAAGAUCCGCCACGCUCCAAAGAAACUUGACGUGACCUCCUUGGGUUCUGGAACCAGGAGCUCAAGUGGGAGGUGUGCUGUUAGAUCGCAAACGGAGAGACUUUUGUAUUGAGAAAAAGAGACUUUUAUUUUGAAAAAGGAAGUUGAGACUUUCCAGUCCUCAUGCCAGAAAUCAGGAAGUGCAAAGUUAUUUUCAAGCACAUGCAGUGAGAGGCUGUGAAGCAUAUGUUGUGAGCUGCUGUUGAAAAUAGAUGGAGUGGGGAAGGACUUUACUUGCUGGGCAUUUCCAGGGAUGCUACUGGUUUUCAACCUAACUAAAUGAGACUUCUUAUUAUUUGCUUAAUUGAACAUGGAAAACUGUCUAAA
Perca fluviatilis (European perch) is the source of this 1905-nucleotide messenger RNA. RefSeq lists its product as uncharacterized. The record is from RefSeq and is a predicted model, not a curated record. Bases 1 to 1536 code for a protein of 511 amino acids. Gene Ontology annotation, biological process: DNA integration. Lineage: Eukaryota; Metazoa; Chordata; Actinopteri; Perciformes; Percidae. Gene Ontology annotation, molecular function: nucleic acid binding. The transcript is spliced from 2 exons.